Molecule: messenger RNA, 1828 nt
Organism: Sphaeramia orbicularis (orbiculate cardinalfish)
Lineage: Eukaryota; Metazoa; Chordata; Actinopteri; Kurtiformes; Apogonidae
Product: breast cancer metastasis-suppressor 1-like protein-A
Exons: 10
Coding region: 130-1104 (324 amino acids)
Source: RefSeq, a predicted model, not a curated record
AUCUCCAGCUGUCUAGAUGCGAGCUAGCUAACCGGUUAGCUGUCUGAGCUACAUGUCCCCUCUUUAUCCUGGAAAAAAAUCAUCGUACAGCUCUGUCACCCCGUUAACACCGGUUUAACCGUAGUCACCAUGCCGGUUCACUCCCGGGAGAAGAAGGAGAACAACCAGGAAGAAAUGGAGGUGGAUUAUCCGGAGCAGGACGGCAGCAGCACAGACGAGGAGGACACGGUUAGCUCGUCGGUGUCUGAAGAUGGAGACAGCUCGGAGAUGGAUGAUGAGGACUGUGAGAGAAGGAGGAUGGAGUGCCUGGAUGAGAUGACGACCCUGGAGAAGCAGUUUACUGACCUGAAGGAGCAGUUGUACAAGGAGCGUCUGAGCCAGGUGGACAUCAAGUUGCAGGAGGUCAUGGCUGGCUGUGCACAAGAGUACCUGGAGCCUUUAGCUAACCUGCAGGAAAAUAUGCAGAUCAGGACCAAAGUUGCUGGGAUCUACAGGGAGCUGUGUUUGGAGUCAGUGAAGAACAAGUAUGAGUGUGAGAUCCAGGCUGCCUGCCAGCACUGGGAGAGUGAGAAGCUGCUGCUUUUUGACACUGUGCAGAGUGAACUGGAGGAAAAGAUAAGAAGACUGGAGGAAGACAGACACAGUAUCGAUAUAACCUCAGAGUUAUGGAAUGAUGGGCUGCACUCUCGGAAAAACAAGAAAAAAGACCCAUUCUGCCCUGUCAAGAAGAAGAAGCCUGUUGUUGUGUCUGGGCCUUAUAUUGUUUAUAUGCUGCAAGACCUGGAUAUUCUUGAAGACUGGACAGCAAUAAGAAAGGCGAUGGCGUCUCUGGGUCCACACAGGGUGAAGGUUGACGUCCCCGCGGUCAAGCCUGACAGACACCACCAUGUGGCGCGCUCGGAGGAUGGUCGACUUUUCUAUGACAACCAGUGGUACUGCAGAGGACAGGCCAUCUGUAUCAACAGGAAGGACGAAUAUCCCACCAGUGCCAUCAUCACCACCAUCAACAAUGACGAGGUGUGGUUCAAGCGACUGGACGGCACCAAGUCAAAGCUGUACAUCAGCCAGUUGCAGAAAGGCAAAUACACUAUCAAGCACUCGUAAAAACCAAACGCACACGCACAUCUCAGACGCCAUCUCUACUGUGUUUCUCCUUUCUGUGUGGUAUGGUUCUACAUGCUUGACAAGUACAUACGAACAUAUAAAAAACACACACAAAACACACAUACAUCUGUCUUCAAAGAAGUAACAAAAAAAAAAAAAAACUUGUGUAAAAAUGGUCAAUCACUCAUCCGAGGGGAUGAUCCUCUCUGUAAAUAUGUACGUAUGUUGAUAUCGACAAGGUCACAAAGUGUCAUUUUCUCUGGAACGGAGACGAAUGCAAAGUGCUGCUAAAAAUGAAGGGAGAAGAAAAAAAAUGACGCAGUAGCGUACUGUGAAGCGCGGAGCUCAGUCGCGUGCCUUUCUGAGACAAGACAAUGCCUUGGCUUAAAAAAGGAAUUAAAAAAAAAAAAAAACAAGUCCUGAGCUAUCAAUGCAGUGAAGCCUUACUCUGUUCUGUGUCAGCACCACGAGGACUCAAAGCAGGUCAAAGCGGGUCAGUUAAAGAGUGCGUGAGAAACCCUGAUCCAGGGAAAGAUGCCGUCGGCAGUAUGUUUGAUUUGCUUCUCCAGAUGCACAGGGUUAGACUUGAAUUUCAUGCUCUACAGAGCUUCAUAAAUCUGUAUUAGGAUCCCAAGGGACCCCCGGUAAAAAAAAAAAAAAAAAAAUCAGUUUUGCGUAAAUUGAAUUGCACAAGUGUUAAUGUGCAGAUGGAGAGUAAAAGCAA